AUCCAUUUUUAUCGAUAAGGCAUUGGCCCCGAAAUAUUUUCGAGAGCUUCGGUGACUUGACUAUUGCAACAACCUCUAUUACGCUGCGGACCUGUAUAUUCAGGUACGCACUUACAGAUACACGAUGGCGCCUCAAAGGACAAGGACGAUCAAGAACAAGCAUGCUACGAACAAAUCCGGAAUCAGCUCAAGCAAGUCAUCCCAAGCUGGCUCUUCAGAUGGUGUCUCCAAGUCGAAAAAGAAGCCCACAGGGGGCCCAUUGGGGAAGCAGAUGAAGGGGCGAACAAUGGCCGACCUAUUGAAAAAGAAAAAGAAGAAGGUUUAUACAGACAAAGAACUGGGGAUUCCACAAUUAAAUAUGAUCACGCCUGUCGGUGUCACCAAGCCGAAAGGCCAGAAGAAGGGCAAGGUUUUCGUCGAUGACAAGGAGAGCAUGAGCACGAUCCUCGCCAUGGUGCAGGCGGAGAAAGAAGGCCAGAUUGAGUCCAAGAUGAUCAAAGCGCGACAGAUGGAGGAGAUCCGCGAGGCACGCCGUGUCGAAGCUGAAAAGAAGGAGGCAGAUAAGAAGGCUAGGUUCGACGAGACGAAAGAAUCGCUGCGCAGGAAGAGGAAACGCAACAGGACAUCUGGCGAUGAUGAUGAUCGAGACGGUAUUUCGGCUGCUGUGUCCGCAGGUACCAACGUCAAGUCUAAGAAGAGAGUGGCUUUCGCAUAAUCUCUUUGUAUUCUGGCAUUCGAAUGGAGUUGAAGGUGUUUGUUUUUUCUUGUUUUUUUGCAUUUGUACCUUGAGUGGAUGGGAAUAGGCGAGAUAUAGGGCUGUUGCUUCACGAUAUCGUAUGAUACCCGACAAAAGGUCGUUGAUUCACUUGUUGUGCUCACCCUGUAUGGGAUCUGAGGGUAUUCUAUGCGCUCAUAUAUAUUGUAUAACCAUGUAGGUACAUACCAUGUAUAUGACACCUAAAUGUACGUGUCAAACAGCUCAGUAUUGUUUAUUGUUCUACAAAAUACGCAUACAUAUUAUCAUCAUAUGAUACUUAAGCU
Xylaria bambusicola is the source of this 1041-nucleotide messenger RNA. RefSeq lists its product as uncharacterized. Lineage: Eukaryota; Fungi; Ascomycota; Sordariomycetes; Xylariales; Xylariaceae. Gene Ontology annotation, cellular component: preribosome, large subunit precursor; nucleolus. The record is from RefSeq and is a predicted model, not a curated record. The transcript is spliced from 2 exons. Bases 125 to 715 code for a protein of 196 amino acids. Gene Ontology annotation, molecular function: mRNA binding. Gene Ontology annotation, biological process: intracellular mRNA localization; ribosomal large subunit biogenesis.